Oryza brachyantha (malo sina) is the source of this 1932-nucleotide messenger RNA. Its product is annotated as T-complex protein 1 subunit gamma-like. Gene Ontology annotation, biological process: protein folding. Gene Ontology annotation, molecular function: ATP hydrolysis activity; ATP binding; ATP-dependent protein folding chaperone. The transcript has 14 exons. The record is from RefSeq and is a predicted model, not a curated record. Gene Ontology annotation, cellular component: chaperonin-containing T-complex. NCBI's taxonomy places the organism in Eukaryota, Viridiplantae, Streptophyta, Magnoliopsida, Poales, Poaceae. Bases 39 to 1718 code for a protein of 559 amino acids.
CCAACCCGCGCCGCCGCCGCAGCCACCUCCCGCCGUCCAUGGCAUUGCAUGCGCCGGUGCUCGUUCUCAAGGAUUCUUUGAAGCGGGAAUCUGGCACCAAGGUGCACCAUGCCAACAUCCAGGCAGCCAAGGCUGUUGCGGACAUCAUACGCACUACGUUGGGACCUCGGUCGAUGUUGAAGAUGCUGCUUGAUGCUGCUGGAGGUAUUGUUGUUACUAAUGAUGGCAACUGUAUGUUGCGGGAGUUAGACCUUGCACACCCAGCUGCAAAGUCUAUGAUUGAGCUAAGCCGCACACAGGAUGAAGAAGUAGGAGAUGGCACGACGUCUGUUAUUGUUCUUGCUGGUGAAAUGCUCCAUGUUGCACAAACAUUCAUUGACAAGAACUACCAUCCCACUGUUAUUUGUAGAGCAUACACCAAAGCUCUUGAUGAUGCUAUAGCUGUUCUUGAUAAGAUUGCUAUUCCUGUCAACGUCGAUGACCGUGUUGCGAUGCUUGGUCUGGUGAAGAGUUCCAUUGGCACAAAGCUCACCGGUCAGUUUGGUGAUCUUAUUGCAGAUCUUGCUAUUGAUGCUACCACAACAGCUGGUGUUGACCUGGGUCAAGGCAUUCGUGAAGUUGAUAUCAAAAAGUACAUCAAAGUAGAAAAGGUUCCUGGAGGUCAGCUGGAAGAUUCCAAGGUUCUUAAAGGAGUCAUGAUCAACAAAGAUGUUGUAGCUCCUGGGAAAAUGAGAAGAAAGAUAAUUAACCCACGCAUCAUUCUUUUGGAUUGUCCUCUUGAAUACAAGAAAGGAGAAAAUCAGACCAAUGCUGAGUUGAUGAAAGAAGAAGAUUGGGAGGUGAUGCUAAAGAUGGAAGAGGAAUAUAUAGAGAACCUCUGUGCACAGAUUUUAAAAUUUAAGCCUGAUUUGGUUAUAACAGAGAAAGGAUUGAGUGACCUUGCUGUCCAUUAUUUAGGCAAGGCUGGUGUAAGUGCAAUUCGAAGGCUCAGGAAGACUGACAAUAACAGGAUUGCAAAGGCUUGUGGAGCAGUCAUAGUGAAUAGGCCAGAGGAACUUCAAGAAUCUGAUGUUGGAACAGGAGCUGGCCUCUUUGAGGUCAAGAAGAUUGGUGAUGAGUUCUUUGCCUUCAUUGUUGAUUGCAAAGAUCCCAAGGCAUGUACUGUUUUGUUGAGGGGAGCAAGCAAGGACCUCUUAAAUGAGGUUGAGAGGAACUUGCAGGAUGCAAUGUCUGUGGCGAGGAACAUUCUGAAAAACCCUAAGCUGCUACCUGGAGGUGGUGCGACUGAAUUAACUGUAUCUGCUACACUGAAACAAAAGAGUUCUUCAGUUGAAGGUAUCGAGAAGUGGCCCUACGAAGCUGCCGCAUUAGCAUUUGAGGCAAUUCCAAGAACUCUUUUACAGAAUUGUGGUCUGAAUGUUAUUAGGACGAUGACACAACUUCAGGGAAAGCACGCAAAUGGUGAAAAUGCUUGGGUUGGCAUUGAUGGAAGCAGUGGUGAUAUUGUGGAUAUGAAAGAGCGCAAGAUCUGGGACUCAUACAGUGUCAAGGCGCAGACGUUCAAGACAGCUAUUGAGGCUGCUUGUAUGCUCCUGAGGAUUGAUGAUAUUGUCAGUGGUAUCAAGAAGCAGCAAGCUCCUGGAGCCAGUUCAGCUCCAAAGCAACCUCAAAUAGAACAAGAGGGUGGCGCAGACAACGAACAGAUGAUCCCAGAGUAGAAUGGCACAUGAAGGCAUCAGCCGCACUUACCUAACAUAUAAAUCAACCUGUCAAAAUUCUUGAAAUUUUUGUGGUAGCCUUUAGAAUCAUUUGCCAGCGCAACGUUGUAUUUCUGUCAGUUUGUAUGGCCGGCAGUCAUGUUUGUGCUGCUUACAUAAUUGAGUACUGAAUGAGCUUUCUUCUAAUUGAUAUUUUGUGUAUUCUAACGCGGCA